Messenger RNA from Caenorhabditis bovis, 1194 nucleotides. The record is from the annotation of a GenBank genome assembly. Lineage: Eukaryota; Metazoa; Nematoda; Chromadorea; Rhabditida; Rhabditidae.
AUGCAACAUAUUCCUAGGAUUCGAUUUUUCGCCGGCCUCAGGUUUGCAUCGUCGACGAUUCGCGCUGCGCCCGCCACCAAAUAUGGCGCGCCGGUGAUUGGCGGCGUUCAGAAGACGGUGCCGUUUGAGAGUUUGCUUCAAGAAUAUUCGCGAGUUCAUUGGGACGAUUCGGUGGGCGUCGAUGAUCCGACGGUGCAACGCAUUUUCACCAAUUUGAUGUCGGGCUCGCGAGCGGCUCUCGCCUCGGCGAUCACACUCGUCGAAUCGCGUCAUCCGACGAAACGCGCGCAGGGCAACGUUUUGCUGAAAAUGGUUUUGGACGUCGAACGCGAGAAAUACGCGAAAUUUGGACGCGAUUCGAUGAUAUUUCGAGUUGGCAUUUCGGGAAGUCCGGGCGUCGGCAAAUCGUCGUUCAUCGAGGCGCUCGGCAACGAGUUGACGACGAAUCGCGGCAAAAAAGUGGCGGUGCUGACGAUCGAUCCGACAUCGGCGAUGACGGGCGGCUCGAUAUUGGGCGAUUUGACGCGAAUGCAAGAGUUGUCGAAGAACCCGAUGGCCUACAUUCGACAAUCGCCGACGUCGGGCAGCCUCGGCGGCGUGACGCGCGGCAUCCACGAGGCGAUCAUUCUGUGCGAGGGCGCCGGCUACGACAUCGUCAUCAUCGAGACGGUCGGCGUCGGACAAUCGGAGGUGGCGGUGGCCGACAUGUGCGACAUGAUGUGUCUGCUGUUGUCGCCGGCGCACGGCGACGAGCUUCAGGGUGUGAAGCGCGGCAUCAUGGAGCUGAGCGAUUUGUUGGUCGUCACGAAAGACGACGGCGAUCUGAGGGCGAAAGCGAAACUCACGCAAGCCGAAUACAUAUCGGCGUUGAAGUUCAUGCGGCCGCGCACGACGUCGUGGCGUCCGCCGGUGCUUCGCUCGUCGGUCAUGGACGAGGCGUCGAUUGCCGGCGUUUGCACGACGCUCUACGAGUUUUGGGAGGCGAUCGGCGACAGCGGCGAGCUGGUGACGCGUCGGCAGCAGCAGAUGAAGAAAUGGAUGUGGAAUCAUGUGAAAGACGAGAUCAUGUCGGUGUUUCAGCGCCAUCCGAGAAUUGCGCAUUUGGCGCCCCAACUCGAACGCGACAUCGCCAACGGCAAAACGACGCCGGGUCUCGCCGCGGAGACGAUGAUUCGCGUGUUUUUCGGUGUCUAA